Messenger RNA from Fusarium poae, 3573 nucleotides. It is a transcript of the gene CHS2, whose product is annotated as Chitin synthase, class 2. Gene Ontology annotation, cellular component: cell septum; cell periphery. NCBI's taxonomy places the organism in Eukaryota, Fungi, Ascomycota, Sordariomycetes, Hypocreales, Nectriaceae. The record is from RefSeq and is a predicted model, not a curated record. Gene Ontology annotation, molecular function: chitin synthase activity. Bases 1 to 3573 code for a protein of 1190 amino acids. The transcript is spliced from 2 exons.
AUGGACCCGAAUAUGUCGCGCCCACCCGACUACAGCCUCCCGCCUUACGAUGACGAGGACCUUCACCACACGCCUACGGGUUAUAGUCCUGCUGCUGUGAGAUUGUUGACAUCAGAGGAACACUACGACCCUCAUCCUCACACGUAUGUACCACCUUCAUCCCCCAGCCAGAAUCCCAUUCCCAUUCAGACGCCUCCUACACGCCCUGCCUCUUCAAAUUCUCCUUCUGCCGCCUCUUCACUCCCAAAGUCAACAACUUCUCCUCCCAACCCUCCACCAGAGUUUCCUCUUCCAUUGUUUGCUUCACAAACAGGUCUCGACAUGUCUUCAGAAGCAGGAGAACGGGCCUUCAAGCCUGAACCCGGUCAGCAAGAUAAUACUCAAGCGAACAUUCACAAUCAGCAAGAACAACCUUCACCCAACCCUCCAUCAUACUCACGUUCUAUGGCCGAAUCCCAAUCUCUGUUGCCUAACAGGCCAGUUAAUGGCAGUCCAGCUGCAAAGUUGCAGAACAGGAACAGAACUAGCAUCCACGUCGCCUUUGCAGAUCUACCUACGGAUCUACCAGAGAUUCCCGAGGGGAUUAGCGAGAGACGUAGGGUCCACAAAGAACACCAUCACCUUGGCUUAGAAGCGAAUCCAACUGUCCCUCCACGUCCAGUCAGUCGCUUGAAGAAUAUAAACUCACAAGACCAAAUUCCCAGUAUCCGAAGUCCUCGAAAUCUCAACUAUCAACCCAGCGUCCGCUCAUCAAGAUCCGGUUCCAUCUUCGACGAUGCCCCGUCGUUGGGUCCCCCAGGCGGAGGUUCUUACAUGUCCUAUGAUACACGAGAAUAUGGCUCUCCACAGCGACCAUGGACACCCUCUUCUCGUAUGUCUGACUUCACCAGAUCCGAUCUCUCGAGGCCUCCCCCAAACAACGACAUGUAUGAGCCCUCCGAUUUGAACGGAAGCCCCAGACCUGGAACACCCUCAUCGAGAUACGGCGGCAGUCCACGACGACCUCUCCCCCCUGCGCCUCUUUUUCACACCUCGAGACAAGCUGUUCCACCAUUCGCAGAUGAUGCGACUGUUUCCAUUCCAUUGCACGACCCUAUGGACGACGAUGUUUUUGGCCCUGAAUCUGACCUGAGCGACGCCCGGCCUCAUCCAGUUGACCGCAGUUCUUACAUGUCUGCAGAGUCCCAAGACACAUUAAACGAAGGCGACUUCGAUGACUACGACAAGUUUGAGCACUAUGGCCCUGCUCCAACCGGUGCCCAAGAACGACGAGGUGUUCGUGCUCCUCAGAUGGCAAGGAAAGAAGUUCAGCUCAUCAACGGUGAACUGGUGCUGGAGUGUAAGAUCCCGACAAUUCUGUACAGUUUCUUGCCUCGACGUGGCGAAGUCGAGUUCACUCACAUGCGUUAUACGGCUGUCACAUGUGACCCUGACGACUUUGUUGAAAGAGGCUACACUCUACGACAAACCUUUGGCAAGACAGUCAGAGAGACUGAGCUGUUUAUAUGUGUCACUAUGUAUAACGAAGAUGAGAUCGGCUUCACUCGAACAAUGCACGCCGUUAUGAAGAACAUCUCGCAUUUCUGUUCACGCACGCGCUCUCGUACCUGGGGUGAGAAUGGGUGGCAGAAAAUUGUCGUUUGCAUUGUUUCAGACGGUCGUGAAAAGAUUCACCCUCGUACCCUGGAUGCCCUCGCUGCCAUGGGUGUCUAUCAGCACGGCAUCGCAAAGAACUUCGUCAACAACCGUGCUGUACAGGCUCACGUUUACGAAUACACAACCCAGGUCUCUCUUGACUCCGAUCUCAAAUUCAAGGGUGCGGAGAAGGGCAUCGUUCCCUGCCAGAUGAUUUUCUGUCUCAAGGAAAAGAACCAACGUAAGCUCAACUCGCACCGUUGGUUCUUCAACGCAUUCGGCCAGGCUCUCAACCCCAACGUCUGCAUCUUGCUAGAUGUUGGUACCCGUCCCAGUGGUACAUCUCUGUACCAUUUGUGGAAGGCUUUCGAUACCGACUCCAACGUUGCUGGCGCUUGUGGAGAGAUCAAGGCCAUGAAGGGCAAAUUCGGUGCUAACCUACUCAACCCCCUCGUUGCGUCUCAGAACUUUGAGUACAAAAUGUCCAAUAUUCUUGACAAGCCCCUCGAGUCUGUCUUUGGCUACAUUACUGUCUUGCCCGGUGCUCUAAGUGCUUACCGAUACCACGCGCUUCAGAAUGAUGAGACUGGCCAUGGCCCUCUAAGCCAAUACUUCAAGGGUGAGACUCUGCACGGACAGCAUGCCGAUGUAUUCACUGCCAACAUGUAUCUCGCUGAAGAUCGUAUCCUCUGUUGGGAGUUGGUAGCCAAACGUAACGAAAGAUGGGUUCUCAAGUACGUCAAGGGAUGUACUGGUGAAACUGAUGUGCCUGAUACUGUUCCUGAGUUCAUCUCUCAGCGACGUCGAUGGCUCAACGGUGCCUUCUUUGCUGCCGUUUACUCUCUUGUUCACUUCAAGCAGAUUUGGUUCACAGAUCAUACUUUCGCUCGCAAGAUUCUCUUGCAUAUGGAGUUCCUGUACCAGUUCAUUCAGCUCAUGUUCACCUUCUUCUCUCUGGCCAACUUCUACCUCACUUUCUACUUCGUCGCAGGUGGUUUGACAGAUCCCAAGAUCGAUCCCUUUGGGCACAAUAUUGCUACUGUCAUCUUUCACAUCCUUCGAUACUCGUGUGUGCUUCUUAUAUCAACGCAAUUCAUCCUCUCUCUCGGUAAUCGACCUCAAGGUUCCAGGAAGCUAUACCUUGCCAGUAUGAUUAUUUACAGUAUUAUCAUGAUGUACACGACGUUUGCAACAUUCUACAUCAUCAUCCGCCAGCUUACAUCGAAGGACGACGACAUAAAGAUGGGCGACAACGUCUUUACCAACAUGAUCGUAUCCAUCUUAUCGACGAUCGGCAUGUAUUUCAUCAUGUCAAUAAUGUAUCUGGAUCCAUGGCACAUGAUCACAUCUUCGGCGCAAUACUUUAUCCUUCUUCCCAGUUACAUUUGUACCCUGCAAGUCUACGCCUUCUGUAACACUCACGAUGUCACUUGGGGUACCAAGGGUGACAACGUUAUGAAGACUGAUCUGGGUGGUGCCGUGGGCAAGGGUGAGACUGUCGAGCUAGAAAUGCCCAGCGAACAGCUCGAUAUUGACAGUGGAUACGAUGAGGCUCUACGUAACCUUCGCGAUCGUCUCGAAGUCCCCGAGCCUCCCCCUAGCGAUUCUCAACUGCAGGAAGAUUACUACAAGAGUGUCCGAACCUACCUGGUUCUCACUUGGAUGAUCGGUAACGGUAUCCUUGGCAUGGCUGUGUCUGAAAUCUACAGUGCCAGAGGCAUUGGCGACAACUACUAUUUGCGCUUCCUUCUUUGGUCGGUCGCCGCCCUCGCCGUUUUCCGUGCCGUUGGUUCCACCACCUUUGCUAUCCUCAAUGUGAUCAAUAUGAUUAUUGAAGGUCGGGUGCGUUUGACUCUCAAGGCCCCUCGUUGGUUGGGCGGCGUGAAGGAGAGGGUCAGCGACAAGAUGAGCAGUGUGUCAAGCAACCUACGCAGUUGA